Nicotiana tabacum (common tobacco) is the source of this 1737-nucleotide messenger RNA. RefSeq names its product eukaryotic peptide chain release factor subunit 1-3. Lineage: Eukaryota; Viridiplantae; Streptophyta; Magnoliopsida; Solanales; Solanaceae. The record is from RefSeq and is a predicted model, not a curated record. Gene Ontology annotation, biological process: translational termination. Gene Ontology annotation, molecular function: translation release factor activity.
UCUAGCGUAUAAAUAGUAGCUCAAAAGGGUUUCCACAAUUUUCCCACAGCCAGCUUUGCUCGAGCUACUGCGACUGCUGCUUCCAACAGGUCAGAUUAAUUUGUAACUCAGCUUGUGGUAGUAGCAGUUUGCAAUGGCAGAUGGCCAAGAAAAUGACAAGAAUAUUGAGAUAUGGAAAAUGAAAAAGUUAAUCAAAGCCAUGGAAUCUGCAAGAGGAAACGGUACCAGUAUGAUCUCUCUUAUUAUACCUCCUGGUGAUCAGAUAUCUCGGAUAACAAGGAUGUUGGCAGAAGAAUAUGGUACUGCAUCCAAUAUUAAGAGCAGAGUAAAUCGUCAGUCCGUCCUUGGUGCAAUAACGUCUGCCCAACAGAGGCUUAAGCUGUAUAAUAAGGUACCUCCUAAUGGGUUGGUCCUUUAUACUGGAACUAUAAUGACUGACGAUGGGAAGGAAAAGAAGGUCACCUUUGACCUUACACCUUUUAAGCCAAUAAAUGCGUCUCUGUACCUAUGUGACAACAAGUUUCAUACGGAACCUCUGGGCGAGCUCUUGGAAUCAGAUGAGAAGUUUGGUUUCAUUGUCAUGGAUGGUAAUGGCACUCUUUUUGGAACCUUAAGUGGCAACACCAGGGAAGUCCUUCAUAAAUUCACUGUUGACCUUCCUAAGAAGCAUGGAAGAGGAGGUCAAUCAGCUCUGCGAUUUGCUCGUCUUCGAAUGGAGAAACGUCAUAACUAUGUGAGGAAGACAGCAGAGCUUGCUACUCAGUUCUUCAUUAAUCCAGCCACUAGUCAGCCAAAUGUAUCUGGACUAAUACUUGCUGGGUCAGCUGAUUUCAAGACAGAGCUGAGCCAGUCUGAUAUGUUUGAUCAACGCCUACAAACAAAGAUACUUAAUGUGGUUGAUGUGUCCUAUGGUGGGGAAAAUGGAUUCAAUCAGGCUAUUGAGCUAUCUGCUGAGAUUCUUGCGAAUGUGAAGUUUAUACAAGAAAAGCGCUUGAUAGGGAAAUUCUUUGAGGAGAUCAGUCAAGAUACUGGAAAGUAUGUAUUUGGUGUGGAUGACACAAUAAAAGCUCUUGAGAUGGGAGCUGUUGAAACUCUUGUUGUUUGGGAAAAUCUUGAUAUAAACCGUUAUGCGCUGAAAAAUAGUGUUACUAAUGAGAUUGUCAUUAGGCACCUAAACAAGGACCAAGAGGCUGAUCACAGCAACUUCAAGGAUCCUGACACCUCAGCUGAAUUGGAGGUCCAGGACAAAAUGCCACUAUUGGAGUGGUUUGCCAAUGAGUACAAAAACUUUGGUUGUUCACUUGAGUUUGUCACUAAUAGGUCUCAAGAGGGGUCACAGUUCUGUCGAGGAUUUGGUGGCAUUGGGGGGAUCCUUCGCUACCAGCUUGACAUGCGUUCGUUUGAUGAGCCAUCUGAUGAAGGAGAAUAUUUUGAGGAUUCUGAUUAAGCUUUAUCUCGUCUCCUUAGUCCUGACGAUGGAUAAGAGAUGCAAUUUGUUGAAAGUUUUGAGGUUACCUAGUAAUGAGUUUCCUGCUAUCAUGCUGAAUAUCAAUCACUGAGUUUUGGCUGUUGUUAAAAAUUGUUUGCUUUUCUUUUACAUGUGAAACAGGUUUCUGUGGGACUAUCUUCAAUUCGAAAGGGGACUUCUUAUUGUUUAUGAGCCUACCUACCUUAUUACUGUAUGUUUGUUAUGGCUCUCUUGAGCUAUGUUUAUUCAUAGUGGAACUUAAAUCGCUA